Durio zibethinus is the source of this 1956-nucleotide messenger RNA. RefSeq names its product pseudouridine synthase family protein (gene SVR1). Gene Ontology annotation, biological process: maturation of LSU-rRNA from tetracistronic rRNA transcript (SSU-rRNA, LSU-rRNA, 4.5S-rRNA, 5S-rRNA); plastid translation; maturation of SSU-rRNA from tetracistronic rRNA transcript (SSU-rRNA, LSU-rRNA, 4.5S-rRNA, 5S-rRNA). Lineage: Eukaryota; Viridiplantae; Streptophyta; Magnoliopsida; Malvales; Malvaceae. Gene Ontology annotation, molecular function: RNA binding; pseudouridine synthase activity. Gene Ontology annotation, cellular component: chloroplast. The record is from RefSeq and is a predicted model, not a curated record.
UUCAAAUAUUAGAUAUCAAAAUAAAAUCCUAGAGAUUAUGAAUGAAAUUUACCCUAAUUCGUUCAAAUUAAAAGAAAAAAAAAGAACUAAAAAAAAUCCAAAAUAUCCAAUAUAAAAUCCACUGCGAACCAGUCAGCAAGUGAAGGAAAGCAAAACAAGAGAAAUGGGAACGCUGUCGUCCCUCCACAACGUUUCAACCUCCCUGUCCCUCCUCACAAAACCUUCCCUUUCUCUCUCUCCUUUCCUUCGCCCAAUCCGUUCCCUUCCUCCCAUCACCUGCUCUUCUUUACAAUUCAACAUCACAUUUGCUCCUCCAAAACCAAAACCCAAACCAAAACCCCCACCAAACCUCAAAACCGACGCCGUUCUCGAUUCCGAUUCCCCUCCUCUUCCUCCCGAUGGCCAGUUCUUCAUCCCCUGGAUCGUACGCGGCGAGGACGGGAACCUCAAACUUCAAGCUCAUCCCCCUUCGCAUCUUAUCAACGCGCUAGCUGAUGCUAAAACACAGAAACCCAAAAAGAAGGCUGUCAAGGCGGUGAAGAAGGAAAAGGAGAUUUCAGCUGUGGGGAAUGCCAGUGUUGAGCAGCCGCCGCCUAAGCUUUCCAAGGCGGCUAGAAGGUUUUAUAAUGAAAAUUUUAGACAGCCUCCUCAAAGAUUAAGCAAAGUCCUUGCUGCUGCUGGAGUGGCAUCGAGGCGUGAAAGUGAAGAGCUUAUUUUUGAUGGCAAGGUGACUGUUAAUGGUUCUGUGUGCAAUGCUCCUCAGACUCGAGUUGAUCCUGCAAAGGAUAUUAUUUAUGUCAAUGGGAGCCGCCUGCCUAAAAGAUUGCCACCAAAAGUGUAUCUUGCCCUAAACAAGCCCAAAGGGUAUAUUUGCUCUUCUGGGGAGAAAGAGUUCAGAUCUGUCCUUGAUCUGUUUGAGGACUAUUUAAAGAGAUGGGACAAAAUGAAUCCAGGAUCUCCCAAGCCACGAUUAUUCACUGUUGGCCGACUUGAUGUUGCUACAACUGGUUUGAUUAUUGUGACUAAUGAUGGAGAUUUUGCUCAAAAGCUUUCACAUCCUUCAUCCAACUUUCAUAAGGAAUACAUUGCAACAAUUGAUGGUGAAGUAAAGAACCGGCACUUAAUUGCCAUCAGUGAAGGGACAGAAAUUGAAGGCAUUCAUUGCAUCCCAGAUUCUGUGGAAUUACUUCCACGGCAGCCAGACUCGUCUAGACCUCGUCUUCGUGUUGUGGUUCAUGAAGGGAGGAAUCAUGAAGUUCGUGAACUUGUGAAAAAUGCGGGGCUUGAGAUUCAUUCAUUGAAGCGUGUACGCAUAGGCGGUUUCAGACUUCCAGCAGAUCUAGGGCUAGGGAAGCAUAUUGAGCUAAAUCAGAGUGACCUUCGUGCGAUGGGUUGGAAGAGUUAAAAAAAUCACUGCUUCAGUGGGAGCAUAUGCAUUUCUUUGGUUUCUGUGGCAGAGACUUCAAUCAGAGCAUGGAAACUGACCCGUUCACAGCAACCGUAUAUGGGCCUAUGAGUUUAACUUCAUCAUUGCUCAUUGGUUUGGCUGAAUUGUGCAGGCAGACCCCAUCUUUUUCCUUGGAAAAGGUAUAAUUCUUGGAUUACUGCUUCUGAGUGGUAAAAUUACUUAUAUAGAUGUGAAGUUGCGUACAUAGAGAGCUUCUAAUAGAUGCUACAUUACCAAACUCUUCAUGGAAAUCAAAUGAUUGUAAUUCAACUGGUUUAAAGAAAAGGAACUUCUGGGCUGAAGCAAUUGCAUUAUUGUGCCGUUGCCACGGUAUAGAUAUUUAAAUAUGCUCUGCUUAAUGGUUAUUGAUAUUUAAAUGAAGGUUCACAGGAUAUACCUCUCCCUAUCUAAAUUAGAUGACUUUGAUUUCUUCACAACAAUUCAUCCUUGGCCGGUAAUACGUGAUCGUGCUGUUAUUGCAUUCAUCCUUGGGCAAUAAUACAUGAUAG